Polypterus senegalus (gray bichir) is the source of this 2200-nucleotide messenger RNA. RefSeq names its product nuclear receptor subfamily 1, group H, member 4 (gene nr1h4). NCBI's taxonomy places the organism in Eukaryota, Metazoa, Chordata, Cladistia, Polypteriformes, Polypteridae. Gene Ontology annotation, biological process: negative regulation of transcription by RNA polymerase II; positive regulation of transcription by RNA polymerase II; cell differentiation. Gene Ontology annotation, molecular function: RNA polymerase II cis-regulatory region sequence-specific DNA binding; bile acid binding; zinc ion binding. The record is from RefSeq and is a predicted model, not a curated record. The transcript is spliced from 10 exons. Bases 304 to 1746 code for a protein of 480 amino acids.
UUGUCGUGCCCUUCUGACAAAAUCUGGAGGUGUUGCCAAAUUUUCCAAUCUCAUUAUGGAAAUGAUAGUUUUGUUUAAUAAUUAACCAGUGGCCUCUUUCUUCUACUGUUUGACCCAGGACAUACAAGACAGUUGAAAACGGAUUACAUUCAGAGGCUGAAGUGAAUUUCUACAAAAAUAACACAAAAUAAUUACAGGGAGAAAGGCGACAUCUUCUCUGAGGACAGCAAAAGUAAGCUGAGCGUGAGGACUGGCGCUGAAGAGGUUAGAGACUUUGCUGUUUGACCUGCCCAAGAAAUCUGAAUGAAUGAGUGGAUGGGGUCAGAUAUAAAUGUGGAUGGGCACCUACAGAUGCCAGUAAAUGAAGCAUUUCCUUUGCCGGAAAAUUCCCAGUAUUUUGAUUUGUUAGCAGAACAAGGAAGUCCAAUUCUACAAGAUCCCGAUGGAUUGCCAUUCUCCAGCUAUCCCACCAUUCAGUACUCUCCGGCACAGCCACCCAUUUCGUCACCACCUUACUACUCCAGCCAUAAUUUUUAUCCUCAGUAUCCCGAUGACUGGUACCCUUCCUCUGCAAUACAUGAACUGAGAAAAGCAACUUGUGAAAACAGCUACGAGAAGGAGCUUGGAGAUGGCAUUUUUCCAGUUUUAAAAAGGUCACGACAGGGACUUCAUCCUGGAAGGACAAAAGGUGAAGAGCUGUGUGUCGUUUGUGGAGAUAAGGCCUCUGGAUACCAUUACAAUGCACUCACGUGCGAGGGAUGCAAAGGCUUUUUCAGGAGAAGCAUUACGAAGAAAGCAGUGUACUCCUGUAAGAAUGGCGGGAAUUGUGAAAUGGACAUGUACAUGCGAAGAAAGUGUCAAGAAUGCCGACUUCGGAAAUGUAAAGAAGUGGGAAUGCUUGCAGAAUGCUUACUUACAGAAAUACAGUGCAAAUCAAAAAGGCUCAGGAAAAACACAAAACAAUCUUUUGAAGAAAGAGAAGGUGAAUCUGAGGAGUUGGAAGGUGCAGAUACCAAGCAAGUCACAUCAACAACUAAGGUUUCUAAGGAGAAGGCUGAACUUAACCAGGAACAAGAAACUCUCCUCAGUUACAUUGUAGAAGCCUACAAUAAAUGUCGCAUUCCACAGGAUAUGGCAAAGAAAUUACUUCAAGAUCAAUUUAGUACUGAAGAAAAUUUUCUUUUGCUCACAGAAAUGGCUACAAGCCAAGUGCAAGUGCUAGUGGAAUUCACCAAAAAGUUGCCUGGAUUUCAAACCCUUGACCAUGAAGACCAAAUUGCUUUGAUUAAAGGUUCAGCCGUAGAAGCCAUGUUCCUUCGUUCAGCACAAAUAUUUAACCGGAAACUUCCCCAGGGUCACAAUGUGGUACUGGAAGAAAGAAUUCGGAAAAGUGGUAUAUCCGAUGACUACAUAACCCCAAUGUUUAAUUUUUACAAAACUGUUGGAGAAUUGCAGAUGACACAAGAAGAACAUGCUCUUCUUACUGCUAUCACUAUCUUGUCCCCAGAUCGUCCCUAUAUUAAGGAUUUAUAUGCAGUAGAAAAACUUCAAGAGCCAAUUCUCAACGUUCUUCAAAUAUUUUGCAAGAUUCAUCACAAUAAAGACCCCCAGCACUUUGCCAGGUUGCUGGGGCGGUUGACAGAGCUGAGGACUUUAAACCAUCACCAUGCAGAAAUGCUGUCAUCAUGGCGCAUGAAUGAUCAGAAAUUCACACCACUUCUCUGUGAAAUCUGGGAUAUGCAGUGAAAGUUUUCUGGCAGCACACAGACUCAAUGUGGAACUUAUUUUGUAUUAUGUCAUCACAUUCCAAGGAGAUCUAGCAGUACUUUUGGGGGUGGAAGUUUUACUGUGACACUUAUUACUAAUAUCAUAGGAAAAGAGGAAUGCUGCACUAAAGCUUGUUAUGCAGUAGCGAACAGUUGUUGGAUAAAUAUGACGGAGCAAAUAGGAUGCAGCAUCCAGUAUAGUACAAUUCAGUAUCUGUGCUCUGGAGAAUAAAUACACUCUUUCUGGAAGGGCAUUUUUUAUAUCCACAGCUCAGUGUGAUAAAUUAGUGCAAUAAAAUUAUGUAUGAAUUCAGAAAUAUAUUUUAGUAAAAUAUAUAAAUGCUAUAUACUAAAAUGUCAAUCUGCAUAUACUACAAAUAUGCUUUAAGGAAACCCAUCCAAAACAAUAAAGGCCAAAGCUAUCUUAUGCAAUA